AUGGGAUUCACCAAAGCGCAGGCGACCGAGGCAGCACCAACCAACACCGUCAGACCGCUCGUGCCUCAGUUGGCAUCAUUUCCUCCCAGCCUGAGGGAGUCUCAGAAGCAGGAGACUAUGGAGUUGUUCUCCUGCGACCUGUGUUCCUUCUCCUCGAUUUACGCCGACGACCUCAAGAAACACGUCCGCACUCACAGCGGGAAAGAGGAGCUGUUGUGCCUAGUGUGCCAGCAUGCGUUUUCGGACGUGGACAGCCUGAGACAACACAGCUCGACGCACGCCGGAGAGAGGAAGUACACGUGCAACCUGUGUCCGUACGCGGCGGUCUCGUCCAACAACUUGGCGCGUCACAAGCUCACGCAUACGGGCGAGAGGAAUUUUGCCUGCAGCUUGUGCACAUAUGUGUGCACACCGAUGGACUCCUUGAGGAGGCACGUAAACAGGGUGCACCUUGGAAUCCUGUUCAUUGCCAACAGCCACGACAUCACUUUGCAAAUGGCGACGGGAUUCACCGAAGUGCAGGCGACCGAAGCAGCGUCAACCAACAUCGGCAGGCCGCUCGCGCCUCGGUUGGCACCACGUCCUCCCGGGGUGACGGCGUCCCAGAAGCAGAAGACGGCGAAGUUGUACUCCUGUGACCUGUGUUCCUUCACCUCGAUUUAUGCCAAAAACACGAGGAACCACGUCCGCACUCACAGUGGCAAGGAGGAGGGGUUGUUGUGCCUAGUGUGCCUGCGUACGUUUCCGGACACGCACAGCCUGAAACGGCACGGCUUGACGCACACCGGAGAGAAGAAGUACAAGUGCAGCCUGUGCCCUUACGCGACCAUCUCGUCCACCUUCUUGCAGCGUCACGUGCGCACGCACACGGGCGAGAAAAACUUUGUCUGCGGCGUGUGCGCCUGUGUGUUCGCGAGGAUGGACACCCUGAAGAGGCAUAUAAACAAGGUGCACCUCGGCAAUAAACCCAGGAGAAGGAAAUAA
Molecule: messenger RNA, 984 nt
Organism: Rhipicephalus sanguineus (brown dog tick)
Lineage: Eukaryota; Metazoa; Arthropoda; Arachnida; Ixodida; Ixodidae
Product: zinc finger protein 513
Exons: 2
Coding region: 1-984 (327 amino acids)
Biological process (GO): regulation of transcription by RNA polymerase II
Cellular component (GO): nucleus
Molecular function (GO): RNA polymerase II transcription regulatory region sequence-specific DNA binding; DNA-binding transcription factor activity, RNA polymerase II-specific
Source: RefSeq, a predicted model, not a curated record